AUGAUCAUUCGGUUCGACUUUGCCAAAGGAGAAAAACUGCUCGUCGACGGCGAUGCAGGGGAACAUCCGAUCUUUGAAAGUCCCCUCAUCAAAGAUAUCAUUGACUGCCACCAAGAAAAUGGGAACGGUGGUCCAGUAAUCGUUGAGCUACCGUCCUUUAUUGAUCACUCUUCCAUGAAUGAGUAUUGCCUUUUCCUGAUCAAUCUACAUCAGGGCGGAGACGAAGAAAUGGAAUUUGGAAAAUACUACGAAUUGACUUAUCAGACUGUAUAUCAAGAUCAUCGACAUUACUGGCGAUGGGCAAGCUCACAGAGCAAGCCCUCUCCCAAGAUGCAAGCCUUUCUGGAUUGGGUCGAAUUCUACCGUGGCGGCUGCAAACCGGAGUCUCCAAAGUUGCUUCUUCCCAUUGCCAAGUACUUUCAAAUGGAUAUGUGCGCCAGGUGUGGAGUGAUGGAUUCAUUGUCGGCGGAUCAGCUGGAAAAGGGCUUUCAGCCUUGCUGCCGAACGAAAUGGCCAAGAACUCCUGUGGUACCUGAUUGGGACACUGUCACAAAGAGCUCGGGAAACAAACAGAAAGUCUGGAGGGAGGCGUGGGAUCAGGCAGACAAGGAACGCAAGGAGACAGGUAGAGUAGUCUGUGGAAGCGACGACAUCUUAUGCAAAGAUUGCGUCUUCCAGGAAGGUUGCCAAAGGUGCAGGCAGUACGAGUGCGAAGACUGUAAGCAGGACACCGAUACACCCAAGGUUUUCCAGGAGUGGCACGAUGGCUUUCCCAAUGCAGACUACGAGGAUGAAUAUGGUCGAAGGUCUGACUGUGAGUAUCGGGCUAUCAACAAAAGCCGCUGCUUGAGGCACUAUUGUAGGCGCAGAAUCUGCGACGGGUGCAGUGUGGAGUGUCAGGAGUGCCACCGGAAAGCCUGUGACUCCUGCAAGGAGGAUCUGAACACCUGGUGUGAGCAGUGCAGGAUCACAAUCGAGAACAAUGAUGAUGUCGCCAUUGGGCCAAUUGAUCGUACAGAAUACGUUUGUCGGGAAUGCUUUGAUCGUCGGCCUCACUUUUGUGGCUGUGGGAAUCCCAGUUACGACCCCAAUGCUGUAGCGGAGGAUGAUGAAGAAGACGAGGAUAAUUCAGGAAGCGAGGAAGAGCCAGAGGAGUACUACGAUAUUCUAGCUCCAGAGGAUUACCCGCAGCAUGAUUAUGAUUCCGAGGGGGCGGUGCCGCACGACUGGUACUAG
Seminavis robusta is the source of this 1236-nucleotide messenger RNA. NCBI's taxonomy places the organism in Eukaryota, Bacillariophyta, Bacillariophyceae, Naviculales, Naviculaceae. The record is from the annotation of a GenBank genome assembly.